This is a messenger RNA of Gigantopelta aegis, 2165 nucleotides long. Its product is annotated as transcription initiation protein SPT3 homolog. The transcript is spliced from 13 exons. NCBI's taxonomy places the organism in Eukaryota, Metazoa, Mollusca, Gastropoda, Neomphalida, Peltospiridae. The record is from RefSeq and is a predicted model, not a curated record. Gene Ontology annotation, biological process: transcription by RNA polymerase II. Bases 177 to 1340 code for a protein of 387 amino acids. Gene Ontology annotation, molecular function: protein heterodimerization activity; transcription coactivator activity.
GGAAAUGGCGGUAAAUCGAGCAUGGGUUGUUUGUUUAUGUGUGAGAAAAAAACGCUGUCCGUAAUGAUGAGUGCAUUUUAGCGGUAAUCCACGGACAUGACAUUGUGUGCUGACCUGCAAGGGAACAAGCGACAGUAAAUUCGACAAGGUUGUGUGACUCGUGAGAAACUAGUGGAAUGGCGACACAGCAAACGUCUCCUGCCAGUAAGGCCGUGUCUACGACAAACUGGUUUGCAUCAGAAGUUCAGCAGAUGAUGUAUGGGUUCGGGGACUGUCGCAGGCCGCUACAUGAAAGUGCAGUGCUGGUGGAAGAGAUCGUACAUGAGCAGAUGGCGUCAUUGCUUCAACAAGCAUCAGACGUGGCUGCCAAGCGUUGUAGUCGGUUCAUUGGAAUGGAAGACUUUUUGUUUCUGCUGCGAAAGGACAAGGUAAAGUUGUUGCGUCUGCUACAGUACAUGGAAGUUAAAGAUCUCAAGACGUCUGCUUUGAAGGGUGUGGACGAGGAACAAGAAUCAACUGAACAAGUGACAGCAGGGGAAAAGACUGUACAACCAACAAGAAAGAGACGUAAAAUCUGUUACGACUUUUUGUCAUCGAUUGACGGAACAGGGGAAUUGCUUGCUCUGUUUGAUGAAGACCGAGUGGAUCACAUAAAGCAUGAAAGAUUGGUGAGAGCAGAAGUACAGGCCAGGUCAAUGGAUGCUCAACAAUACAUGGAAUUUUCUGAGGCUAGACAGGCUGGAUUUAGUCGGAAAUACAAGUCACAGAGGUUCAAAGAUUGGCUGAUGGCUGGUGUGACCAUCGACAUCAAACCCAACGUUCACGCCCUUGAGGUCAUCAGCUACCUGGCGUACGAAACGGUGGCCCAGAUUGUUGACUUGGCUCUGUUGGUGAAACAGGACAUGAAAGCCAGCGCGACCGACCCGAUGGUGCUAGUCCACCCUCCUGUCUGUCUCAACUACCACGACGUCUUGUCCUCGCCUGCUUUAGGGGAGACCAAGAGUUCCACGGGAAUGACUUCACCGAGUCGGCAACCACCAAGUCCCCCAUCCACCCCUUCAACACCAUCAACCCAGACACCCCCCUCUCUGACGCCUGGAGGGUCCUUAGGCCUGUCGAGCUCACAAGGCAGUUCAUCGGGAGGCAACACAAAGCUGAAAUCCAAGAAGAGAAAGAAGAGUGGUGCAGGGAACUCGAUGGAAAUGUGUGGUGGACAGGCUAUUACUCCCAAUAACGUCCGCGAGGCUCUAAGGAGAUAUGGACACUGUAUUGGACCUUUUGCAUCACAAGUGAAAGUGAACCACGAGUUUCAGCCUAAGAAAAGACUUCUUUGCGCUUGACAAUGGCAGAGCUUACAUACAGCCUACAGAUUUGUACAGUAACACUGGAGAGAUGGCGUGGUCUCAGCAUGAGAGGCAAUGAUCGACCAAGGUGAAACUCCAGUUCAGGUUCUCAGACCAAACAUCUGUUGGCUGGAACAUACAGAAAUGACCAGCAUCUUACCUAGUCUAAAACAAUAACAGGGGUAUUAAAAGAAAAGGAAUUGGGUCACAGUACUACAGAGUGCUCAGCUGGGCUGAUUGGAUUUACCAAAGAACUAUUUCUUAAAAUUCCACCACUUGAACAAAAUUGGAACUAAAGUCCUAGAUUUGUUUCUUGAAAUUUAUCCACCAUUAUUUUUGUAACCCUACAUCUGUUGUGUAGACCACCAACAAAUAUCCGCCAGGUUUGAUUCUGCUUACACUGCCUCCAAGUUGGGAACUGUUGGAACCCAGUCACAACAGAAUUCUACAGAAGUUCGUUUUGGAUUCCCAUUUCUAGAAUUGCCAGUCGAGCAUGCCCCAAAUGUCUUCACCAGCUAGACAAAAAGGGCAAUUUUAGACUGAAAAAAACAACUUUUCCACUACCGUAAGUUUGGCCCUGAUGAAUACAAGUGAUGGAGAGAAUUACAAAGAAUAUGGCUGCUGAAGUUACUUGAUUGACCAUUAAUAGCAUUUUGUUGGUGAAUGGAAAUAUUCAGAGAAUCUAGCACAAAGAUUUCAACUACCAUUCACAAGAAAAUCAAAUUUACUUUUGGGGUGCUAAAACAAGGUGGAACACAUCAACACAUUGUUUGACUAUUGUGUGCAUUUUCUGCGAGAAUAAUCGAUAAAUAUUUUUAUUUG